This is a messenger RNA of Passer montanus (Eurasian tree sparrow), 6207 nucleotides long. It is a transcript of the gene TMEM116, whose product is annotated as transmembrane protein 116. The record is from RefSeq and is a predicted model, not a curated record. NCBI's taxonomy places the organism in Eukaryota, Metazoa, Chordata, Aves, Passeriformes, Passeridae. The transcript is spliced from 11 exons. The coding region runs from base 286 to 1374 and encodes 362 amino acids. Gene Ontology annotation, molecular function: G protein-coupled receptor activity. Gene Ontology annotation, biological process: adenylate cyclase-activating G protein-coupled receptor signaling pathway. Gene Ontology annotation, cellular component: plasma membrane.
CGCCUCAGGGCGGCUCCGUGAGGGGAGCCCGGGGCGGCGGUGACCGGAGCGAGCCCGCCCACCGGGGCUCGGCCGGUUCUGCCCCCGGAGGGAUGCGCGGGACGCCGGUGCCCGGGACGCCACUCCCGCUGUUUGCCCAGGGCUCCUGUUCCCUCAGCCCCUCUCUGCCACCGGGCGCUCCCCGCAGCCGGCCCCGCCGGCGGGGGCCGGGCGCGGUGCGGCCCCGGGGCGGAGCGCGGGCGGUGCCCGCAGCCCCGGAGCGGUGCGGCGGCGGUGGCGGUACCCAUGGCCCUGCCGGCGGAGGCGGACCGGCUGGAUGGGGGCUGGCAGGAGGUCUACUCUGCGCUCCAGUGGAUCCAGUUCACCAUGGCCAUGCUCAGCGUUGUAGGUUCCAGCUCAAUUAUUGCCUACGCCGUCUUCCAAAAUGCAGUGCGGUCCCCCGAGGUGCGUCCGCUUUUCUACCUGAGCCUCUCGGAUCUGCUGCUGGGCAUGUGCUGGCUGGCUGGGGCCCUGCUCUACAGCUCACCCACCUCCCAGCAAGACCUCAUCUGCUACAACCUGCAGGCCACGGGGCAGAUAUUCUACGUGGCCUCUUUUCUCUACACUGUCAACUACACCUGGCACCUGUACAUGGACCUCAAGGUGAAAUACAACCAGAACCUCUUCAGGGUGCCUCCCCAGGUUGUAGAUUAUGCAAGUUGUGUUGGCAGAAUAGCAACGAUCUUGUCAAGCCUGAUCCCUUUCCUCCUCAUGGUGCCGGUGUUUUGCCUGGGCAACAGCAGUAAUUGCUACCAGAACUUCAGUCAGAAGCACGGGUGUCUCCUGAUGCACACGGAGGUGGCCGAGCCCCCCAGCGAGCCGCAGGGCCUGAGCGGCUCCGUUUGCCGCGCCAUGCAUUUCUACGGCAUCGGCGUCUUCCUCGUCUCCUUCCUCAUCAGCUUCCUGGCCAUCCUGGUUAUCCUGAGUCAGGCCCGAGGGCUGUACAAGAGGUUUGUGAACUCCACAGGAUUCCUGGGGGAUCAGCAGUGGGCCAUGAUUAAGAUGGUGGAACAACGAGUGGUUUUUUACCCUGUUGCCUUCUUCUGCUGCUGGGCCCCAGCUGUCCUCCUUGGAAUGCUGAAAUUGACUGCUUCAACAACCAGCAAAAUCUACAUGGCUCUGCUGAUCCUGCAGGCUCUCACGGCAGCUUCCCAGGGGCUCCUGAACUGCCUGGUGUACGGCUGGACCCAGCACGCCUUCCUGGCCCUGAAGAGCGGCUCCCGGCGGGACGUGGACACGCAGACCCCGCUCCUGCGCUCCCAGAAGAAAUUCUACUCCAGCACAGCCGCCGCCGGCCCGCAGGACACCGCGGGCUCCUCCUCCACCCUGCUCUGAUGCUGCCCUGCCUGCAGGGAGAGGCACAAUCCUUCCUUCUCCUCCUUCUCCAGAGCCGGGGUGGAACUGUCCCUCGGGCCCGAGCCCCAGGCGCUCAGUGGACACAGUAAUUUAUUUGAUGGAUUCUUUCAGCGUGGUAAAUCUUUAGUCCAGACUUUCUCCUCCUGGAAAUAUCCCUAGAAAUGCAGCAAACCACACGGAAAGGCUCAGAGAUCUGGUCCAGCUCCACGGAGGUUGAGCAGAGGAUGUUUUACUUUGUUUUAUUUCUCCAAGUCGUUGCCUUUGCAAAUUAACAAAAAGCAAAAUGAGUAUUUUUCAAUCUCUGCCUUUUAAUUCACUCUAACCAUGAGAAUUUGCACCACCCUAAGAACCAAUUGCAGGGAGUGAAGAAUUGCAAAGGACAAAACCUGCCUGGAAUUUUUGCACAUUUCCCUUUCCUUCUUCCUGCCAAUUCCUGCUCAGCCACAAUACUCCCAAAAAUCAGCUGCUUCGACCCUGUGGAGCAUCUCUCAUGAACCAGGUGAGCAGGACUUUGAAUCUCUCUUUGCAUUUCCAGAUGUUCAGAUGAAUUAUUUACUGAGGUCCCACCAUUCUAUAGGAAAUAAACCAGGUCUUAAGCUGUCUUGAAAACAACUCUUUACCUUUACACUCUUUAUUUUCCAACAGCUUCACUUUUUGGGUCCAAUCCAAAUUUUUCUCAUAGCAGGUUAGACAAGAAGAGGAAAUACUCCAGCUUUGUGUAAUUAACUUACACAACAUAACUGUGUAAACUCUGGGUAAGUCACACAAGGGCCCUGGAGGUUUGGUCAAUGACUUAUUUUCUCCUACAGAGUGAGACCGACUGCAACAAUUCAAUUUUGCUGUUCUACAGGACAAAAACAAAGUUUUCAGCCAUGUUCUUCCACCUGGUCCUUCAAAUCCUCCUCUAGUCCCAAAGUUUGGUCAUGGAUGACUCUGUUUGUCCAGCCCCACACUUCCAAGGCAAACAUUCCACAGGGAGGAUGGGAUUUGUGCCCUGGCCCUGGCAGGGCAUGAAACACACCCAGGUUCAUCCCUGAGAGCCUCCUGCACCCUCCUGGGACUGACCCCGUUUGUGGAGGCAGUGCAAUUUGUUUAAAAGGGGAUUAAGGCUUCCUAAGUGAUGGAAGAUUACCCAGGACACAAUGAUUGGAUUGCUAAUGGAGCAUCAGAGCUGGCAGUGGGGGCUGACACAUUCCCAGGGCUCCUCACACAGCUCAGCAGUCCCUCAGUGUUUGUUUGAGAGGAGUUUUCUUGCUGGAAAGAGCCAUUCCAUGGGCACUCCCAGCUGGGCUGGCUGCUCUAAGUGCUCCCAGGACAUUGUUCCCUCAGUCCCUUUCCCAGCUUGGAGGCUCUGAGGGUCUCUCACCACCCAACCCACUCUGAACACCCCUGAGGCACCAAGCAGAGGGAGAUUCUAUUACAAGGAAGGAGCCUGAGCCCUCACAGCUGCCCCAUCUUGUGUCCUGAAAUGCUCCUGGGCCAAGGGUGUGUCUGGUUCCUGUCACCAAGUCAAGCCCUCCUCAGGCUAAAACCAUUUCCAGAGCAGGAAGGGCCCAAGGCUCUGUGUGCAGAGAGGUGAGGGAAGCAUUCCCUGGCCCUGGAAAAGCACAGGGCAACAAAGCAGAUCCAUUUGUCACCACCCAGUGUCCCCCAGGCCCAGCAGGGCUCCCACCUCAACCACCACCCCAGGAGCAUCAGCCCCGAGGCUCUGGGUGCUAUUCCCAGUGUCCCUGAGGACAGAAGGACUCAUCCCUGCCUUCCCUGACUGCCCAGUCCAAGCCCACAGCCCUCAGGGGUUAACUGGGAGCACUGGGCAGGUGCUGCUGCCAUCUGAUGGAAAGCUGGGCUUAAAAAAGGCAAUUUUGGGUUCUGCUGCCAAGCAGAGCCCAGGAUUUAUCCAGCCUCUCCUGUCAUCUCAAAUCCUCAAUCAAGUGUUUAUUCCCAUGGAUAAGGGAGGUGGGAUGGGGGCUGAGGGUGGCAGAGUAAUGGAAUCAUGGAAUCUCUAAGGCUGGAAAAGCCCUCUAAGGCCAUCAAAUCCAGAAAUUAACCCAGCACCACUGUGCUCACCACCAACCAAGUGCUGCAUCCACAUCUUCUGGACACUUCCAAGGAAAAGAACCCUCCUGCUCCUUCCUUCUCUCCUGCAGGGAUUUGGGAAGCAAACAAAAGCAGCCAGGAACUUUUGAGUUUAGUAAAAUCAUUUAUAUACAGGAUGGGUAAUAUUUACAAUGUAAUACUGAUCCAAAAGGAACUAACAGGGAACACUGAGAGGAGAAAUGAGAACAUUUUAACAGACAGGAGUUAAACAUGGGGACAGACUCGGGUUUCCAAAAGAAAAUCCAGAAGUAAUGACAGCAAAACUUUGACAUGUUGCUAUUUCCAACCAAAAUCUCUUUCACUAAUCAGGUUCUCCUAAUUUUAAUAUAUAUAGAAAAGCUUCAAAUAAUCAAGUCACAGGAGAAGUCAGUUAUACAGAAAAUUUUGAAAAGGUCAAAUGAUUUCAAACAUUUUUCUUCAUUUAAAUAAAAUUCUAAAAAAAAAAACCCAAAACCCAGCAACCUCCAGAGCUUUCCCACAUAUUUUUAGUGUUUGUACAAAGAAAUUCUUCUUUGAUCCCACACUUCCAGCUCGAGCUAUUUACAAUAUUCACAGUCUGCUAUAAAGGAUCAGUAGAUUUAUUACCAAGUCAAGCUUCAGAGAGUCAAGACAAGGUGUCUUGCACUUGCUUCAACUGAAAAAUAAACUAAACACAGGAAGGAGAAAGUCAAAUGCUACUUUCAAACAUACAAAUGAAUCCAUUAAAGUUAUUGAAUUUUGAAAUGUAAAAUAGAACUUUUCCAAGAGUAAAAAAAAUCAAAUUUCUCAUAGAAACAAAAUCAUUUGACCUUGAGUCUUCAAAUUGUGUUUUCUUAAUCUGUUCCUCCUCCCUCUGCUUCAAAUCAGGCCCUGAUUUAUCACAGACAAGAAAAUGCAGAUUAAAUCCAUCAAAAGCCCUUGGAAAUUUGUACAAAUGUUCCCACCUCAGGAUCAGCAGCACUUAAGGGAUGAAGAAAAGGAGGAAUCCUCUAUCACACACCAGAUCCCACCUUCCCCUCUGCCUGCACUUCCAACAAAUUCUGACUCCAAAAAACUGCCUGAGGAUUUCCCUCCUGGGAGGGCAGAAUCACAAAGUGCUUUUGGAGGGGAUUUUUUGCUCUGCCAUUCCAACAAAGGUGAUUUCCUUGUUUCCAUCGCUAUCUGCCACACGUGAAAGUUUCAAUUCCUCAGAAAGACAUGGAUUUCAAGUUCAAAAUGAAACCAUUCAAGACAUGACCUAGAAUUAGAGCAAGGACAGAAAUGCACGUAACAGGGCUUGGUGGUACAGCCAAAAAAUUGACAGAAACUCUCAUUUUUUGCUAAUUCUCUUCAGUUUUCAUCAACAGGUCAGUGCACAAAUAUUCCAGGUAGUGUCAGAAGUACAACUGUAGCUCACAGAAACUCCCUGCUCCCAUCAGAGGAUGGAAAAGCAGGGACUGUUCCUACCCUGCAAUAGAUCAGGCAUUGGAAAACUGUCCACAGGAUUAAGGAAAGCUGACAGAGAACAGGAAACAAAGCAUCUCCUUCGUGUAGAAAAAACAAGUCACUGUUUAGAAAAUUGUAUAGAAAGAGUCAGACACUGCUCUGCCAUCCAGCUAAAGCUGCAAGGAAAUUUUGGUAUAGAAAAGAGACAAAAAAAGAACAAGGCUGGACUUUUGUAGGAGAGAACUGGGAGAUUCAUGGCUCAGGUUUGUCAAUGUAAACCCAAAAAUGGAUGAGCUGUGAAAAGACAACAACGUUCAGGAGUGGUCACUGAUGGCCCUGGGUUGGCACUUCAGUCUGCAGACCAAACUCAGCCGAUGUCUGCACGGAUUUGGUACCAAAAUAGCUCUAUAAAAAGCCUCCGCCCGAUCUCGAAAGAAAGAGAAGCAGAAAAGGUAGAAAACUAGAACUAUGUACAGAUUCUUGCCAUUGGUUUGCUUUAUCAGGAUUUAAAAAAGCAGCUUUUGGAGCCAAUGUUCCAGACUAGAGUCAGAACCUGCCCUGGGGAGCAGGGAGCAGCCCUGCAGUUGUGGCUCCCCCAAGAAGGAGCUCGAAGGCAUCAGAGAUGAGAAUUUGGGCUCCAGAGACAAAUCCCAGGGGGUUGAAAUCCCAGAGCACUGGGAGCCUGCCUGGGAGCAGCUCUGCCAAACAAGAGGACAAGUCAGAACCCAAGCCUUGGAUCUUCUAGGAAGGAAAGAAUGGGAAUAUGGGGGUGGAUCCCACACAAACAAAGCCCAGGCUGGUCUCGGUCCGUAGAAGAUCCCACCAUGGAAAUUAAAAGAACUUGUGCAUAAAGACUUGAACAUUCUUCUGUUCUGCUGUUGGACAAGGUGAGAAAAAGAAGAGUUUUGGGCUGAAUGGCUGAUUCAGCCUUAAAAAAGCUCUGAGGAAGAUGGGAGAAAUAAAAAGAGGAGGUUAAGCCUUAAAGAAGGUCUGAGGGAGAUGGGGAAGAUGACAAAAAAAGAGAGUCACUGCUCAGAACUGAAAAUUUCAGCAAGCACAUGGCCUCAGGUGCCUGGGCCAGACACCAAGCCAAGCUGAAGGGUAUUUAACUGAUUUUUCUCUACCUAAAGACUUGGAAUUGAGGUGCCAAGGGGAGCUGUGAGUUUGCAUUUCACAGCACUUGCUUCAAGUACUCACUGAGCAGGGGCUUGAGAAACUGUGGCUCUCCUUCGUAUACAGUCACUGCAGGGGCUGGAUGUGGCAGGUGAAAGGCAGCUUCUGCAACUGGUUAUUAAGAAAAAGAAUGGUUUU